Messenger RNA from Eruca vesicaria subsp. sativa (arugula), 1188 nucleotides. The record is from the annotation of a GenBank genome assembly. NCBI's taxonomy places the organism in Eukaryota, Viridiplantae, Streptophyta, Magnoliopsida, Brassicales, Brassicaceae.
GGGUUUCAAGAGAAGAACAAUGAAACUCCUCCUUAUGAUCUUUAUCACUCAUGCCAUUUUUAUCCCAUGCUUUUCCUUUGAUGUACCGGGAAAUGAUCUUCCUUUAACCCUAGAUUAUUACAAGUCUACUUGCCCAAACGUAUUUGACGUAAUCAAGAAAGAAAUGGAAUGCAUAGUGAAGGAAGAUCCUAGAAAUGCCGCCAUAAUUAUUCGUUUACACUUCCAUGAUUGCUUUGUCCAAGGAUGUGAUGGAUCAGUGUUACUAGACGAAACAGAGACACUACAAGGAGAGAAGAAAGCUUCUCCCAACAUAAACUCAUUGAAAGGAUACAAAAUUGUAGACAGAAUCAAGAACAUAAUCGAAUCCGAAUGUCCUGGAGUUGUUUCCUGCGCUGAUCUUCUCACAAUUUCUGCCAGAGAUGCUACAAUCAUGGUUGGUGGGCCCUAUUGGGACGUUCCAGUGGGAAGAAAAGAUUCAAAGACAGCGAGCUACGAGCUUGCCACAACGAACCUUCCAACUCCUGAAGAGGGUUUAGUCAGCAUCAUCUCUAAAUUCUACUAUCAGGGUCUCUCUGUUGAAGACAUGGUCGCUCUUGUUGGAGCUCACACGAUAGGGAAGGCACAAUGCCGAAACUUCCGUUCACGGAUCUACGGUGAUUUUCGGGUGACGUCAGCUCUUAAUCCUGUGUCGGAGACAUACCUGGCGAGCCUCCGAGAGUUGUGUCCGGAGAGAAGCGGAGAAGGUGACAGCAACGUGACGGCUAUGGACAAUGUGACGCCGAAUCUAUUCGACAACUCUAUCUACCACACGCUGCUGAAAGGAGAAGGGUUGCUGAACUCGGACCAGGAGAUGUACACGAGCAUGUUCGGUAUACAGACAAGGAAGAUAGUGAGCAAGUACGCGGAGGAUCCGGUUGCUUUCUUCGAGCAAUUUGCUAAGUCGAUGGUGAAGAUGGGGAAUAUUUUGAACUCUAAGAGUUUGGUCGAUGGAGAAGUUCGAAGAAACUGCAGAUUCGUUAAUACAUGAAAACAUCCACUAAGCAAAAGUAUUUUCCUAUUAAGUUAUUUAUUUUGACAUCGAUCUUUUUUUUUUCUCCUUGUCUAUACAUUUAUGUGUUUGGAAGCUUGGAAAUGAAUUUAUGGUGAUUGAAGCAACCAAAUGAAUUACAAACCUAUAUCCGUUUCUUU